AUGGCUGGACUAGUCAGACACCCUCAGAGAUUUACUCAUGAACAGUGGACAUAUAGCAACAACCUAAAAUAUCGUAGCGCAGAGAAAGAAAGGGAAAUAUCACAAGGACUUCAAAAUGAAUGUGAUAGGUUCAUUGAAGAGACUGCUAAACGAACUGAAAAAACACUGAAAGAUGUAGAAAAGAAAUUUGAUCAGAGAAUAAAAGACAUUCAGUACUGGAAGUCUGAAGUUAACAAAAAGUUGCAAGAUGUAACAGAGGAAACUGAAAUAUUAGACGAAUAUUUUAUCAGAUUGAAAAAAACCCUUGAGGCUACAGGAGAACCUCUUCACAUUGCUCAACAGUGUUUGUUAAGUCGGUGA
Messenger RNA from Heterobilharzia americana, 360 nucleotides. Lineage: Eukaryota; Metazoa; Platyhelminthes; Trematoda; Strigeidida; Schistosomatidae. The record is from the annotation of a GenBank genome assembly.